GAGCCUGAGCGCAGAGCCCUCAGCGGAUGUUUUUAAGCAGGCUGAGUCCUAGGGGUACCCAAGCGAUGUCAGGCAGCUGCGGGCGGAAUCCUCCUCCAUUCCCGGAUAAUGAAGAUCUGGAGGCUGAACUAGACGCCCGAGUGCUGGACAGCGACGAGGAGGAGAAUGAAGGAGAGGACAUAUUCACCGGCGCCAGAAGUAAACCGACCACACCGACAUCUGCUCCCGAUGAGGGCGAUAUCUUCAGCGAGGAGGGCUCGUACAUCAGGAGCAAUGUCCAUCAUACCACUAAUGGCCUUCACUCUGAUGAAGAGCUGGAUCUGUUCACUGAGGCCACUGUAGAACUGACCCUUACCAACACCACAAGUCAAGGCAGGAGAGAGAUCAUUGGGCCGACUGCAUCAGCUUGCAACACCACACAUGUCCCUAAUUCCGUACUCAAACCCAGCAUCGUCACCAAGACCAUGGAGGAGUUGGAGGAGGAAGAAAGUGGAGACCAGUUUGAGCUAAAUGUUGCCGUUACAAAUCCAGAGAAAAUAGGAGAUGGCAUGACUGCCUACAUGUCUUACAAAGUCUCCACUCAGACUACACUGCCCAUGUUUGCUAAUAAGACGUUUACAGUGCGUCGGCGUUUCAGUGAUUUUCUGGGACUGUAUGAAAAGAUGUCAGCCAAAAACUCGCUGCUGGGCUGCAUCAUCCCGCCUGCACCUCAGAAGAGUGUAGUAGGAAUGACGAAAGUCAAGGUAGGGAAGGAGGAUUCAUCCUCAGCGGAGUUUGUGGAAAAGAGGCGAGCAGCGCUGGAGAGGUAUCUACAGAGAGUAGUGGCCCAUCCGUCUCUGCUGCAGGACCCAGAUGUUCGAGAAUUUUUAGAGAGAGAUGAGUUGCCCAGAGCAGUGAAUACUCAGACUUUAAGUGGACCUGGCCUGCUUAAGAUGAUAAACAGAGCAUCCGAUGCCGUAAAUAAGAUGACCAUUAAAAUAAAUGAGUCAGAUAAUUGGUUUGAGAGUAAACUGCAGGAGGUGGAGAAUGAGGAGCAGCUGCUGAGGAGGCUCCAUGCAGCCGUGGAUUCAUUAGUAAACCACAGGAAAGAGUUGUGUAGUAGCACAGCGGUGUUCAGUAAGAGUGUGGCUAUGCUGGGCAGCGUGGAGGAGAACUCAGCUCUGUCCCGUGCCCUGUCACAGCUGGCAGAGGUGGAGGAUAAGAUGGAGCAGCUUCAUCAGCAACAGGCCUUCAGCGAUUUCUUCAUCCUCGCCGAGCUCCUGGCGGAUUACGUCCGACUGCUGGGGGCCGUGAGGUGCUGUUUUGAGCAGAGAAUGAAAGUGUGGCAACGUCUGCAGGAAGCUCAGAUCACACUGCAGAAGAAACGAGAGGCUGAAGCCAAACUGCUGUGGGCGAACAAACCUGAGAAACUGCAGCAGGCUAAAGAUGAUAUAAAUGAGUGGGAGUCUAAAGUCAGUCAGUAUGAGAGAGAUUUUGAAAGAGUCACCUGUACUGUGCGUAAGGAAGUGCUCAGAUUUGAGAAAGAGAAGGCCAGAGAUUUCAAACAGCAUAUAGUGAAAUACCUGGAGUCUCUUCUACAUACACAGCAUCGGCUGGUGAAGUGUUGGGAGGCCUUCCUGCCCGAGGCCAAAGCUAUUGCCUGAUCAGAGCCUUACCUCACAUGCUCCUAACCUUUGACCUUGACAACAGACAAUCAACAUCUCUCUCUCUCUUCCUAUUUCCUUUGCUCUCUAUGUGUCAGAUAACAUCUUAAUACCUGUCGAUCCUUGAAUUGUGAUGGUCAACCUGCACAGUGACCCAUCUCACUGUUGAUUAUUGAAUGUUGAGUGUAAAGGUUAAAAGUCAGAGCGGCGUUAAAGAAAAAAAGAUCAACUGUGUGUGGGGGGGGGGGGGGUGCCGCAACAAUUUUUUUUUCGUAACGUGUGCACGUAUGUAUGUGUGUGUGUGUUUGGUGUUAUCCUUAAGGUUUUUAAUGGUGCUUAGCCUGUGUAGUGUUUUAGUAAACUUUAAACCGCCUUUAAGACUGAACAUUCAUUCCAGAUGAUAGAGAUGAAUAAAAACACUUGAGAUGUGUCCAGGGUCACUCAACCCGGCCUGAUGUUGCACCAUGUAUUUAAUAUUAUAGCAAAGUAUGAGUACGGCAUUAAAAAAAAAGAAUGAUUUACAGACUAUAAAGGGAAAAUGUGUUGUUGUCUUUUGAAUGAAGUCCCACAACUUGUGUUGCUUGUUUCGACUGAAUUUUUUAUGUUCUCAAACUGAUGCACUGAUCUGGACUGGUCCAGAUAAAGGUCUACUGAUAGGUGGACAAACAUUUCUAUUCUGAAUUCUAUAUGAACUUGUCUAAAAUGUAUGUUAUUUACUAAAUAAUAAUAAUAAAAAAAGAGUUGUUGUUUUGGA
Messenger RNA from Danio aesculapii, 2397 nucleotides. It is a transcript of the gene snx1b, whose product is annotated as sorting nexin 1b. Lineage: Eukaryota; Metazoa; Chordata; Actinopteri; Cypriniformes; Danionidae. Gene Ontology annotation, biological process: early endosome to Golgi transport; intracellular protein transport. Gene Ontology annotation, molecular function: phosphatidylinositol binding. The transcript is spliced from 16 exons. Gene Ontology annotation, cellular component: endosome; endosome membrane. The coding region runs from base 27 to 1643 and encodes 538 amino acids. The record is from RefSeq and is a predicted model, not a curated record.